AUGCGUCUCGUUCGAGAUUGCCUGUAUGGGGGGUUAUUCCUAAACACAGCGCUUUUCUCUCAGCUCUCCCACGCCAUUGAUAUCGAUAUCAGCAGUACCAGUUCCAUCAAGGAUGCCGCCAGUAAGACCGCCUACGGGUCCAUGACCUGGUAUCAUGGAAACGAAACCGGUCAGAUUCCCGGUGCUUUCCCUAGCAAGUGGUGGGAAGGUAGUGCACUCUUCACAAGUUUGCUCCUCUACUGGUACUACACCGGAGACAGUACCUACAACGACGAGGUCCGUCAAGGUAUGCAAUGGCAGGCGGGUGACUGCGAUUACAUGCCCGCCAACUACAGUAGUUACUUGGGUAACGACGAUCAAAUGUUCUGGGGUCUUGCCGCCAUCACUGCUGCCGAGAUCGAAUUCGCCGACAGUUCCUCCGGAUACUCCUGGCUCGCUUUGGCCCAGGGCGUUUACAACACUCAGGUCGAUCGAUGGGACGAUUCGACAUGUGGCGGUGGUCUGCGCUGGCAGAUCUAUCCUUAUGAAGCCGGUUACGCCAUGAAGAACUCCAUCUCUAACGGAGGUCUGUUCCAACUCGCUGCCCGCCUGGCCCGCUACACCUCCAACGACACGUACGCCGACUGGGCAGAGAAGAUUUUCGAUUGGUGUGCCUCGACUCCGUUGUUAAACAACCAGACUUGGAACGUGGCCGACUCCACCGAUGUCGAUAAUAACUGCAAAACCCAAGGAAACAAUCAGUGGUCUUACAAUUACGGUGUCUUCUUGACGGGAGCCGCGUACAUGUACAACUAUACCGGCAAGGCCAAAUGGAAGAACGCGGCGGAGGGUCUCUUGAACGUGACGCUCGACACCUUCUUCCCGGCGAAGUAUGGUGGAAACAUCAUGUCCGAAAUUCUCUGCGAACCGGCCGAAGUGUGCAACGACAACGAAAUUCUGUUCAAGGGACUCGUCACGGGAUGGCUUGGGCUUGUGGCUCUGAUUAUGCCGUCGACGUCCAGUCUCAUUCUGCCAAAACUGCAGGGGUCCGCCGAAGCUGCCGCAGCUUCCUGCAACGGAAUGGGCAACAACACCUGUGGUGUGCGCUGGUAUCCCAAGAAGUGGGAUGGGUGGAACGGAAUGGAGGAAGAGAUCGCCGUCACCAACGUUCUGGCCUCCGCAUUGUAUAGCACGAAGCAAACGGCCCCUGUGACCUCCAGUACUGGCGGCAACAGUACUAGCGAUCCGAACGCGGGUACAGGCGACAACACCGACAGCGGCAGUACCGAAUCGAAGAUCACCACGGGCGACAAGGCGGGUGCCUCCAUCCUGACCAUUGCUUUUGUGGGCAUGUGGGGAGGUAUGAUCGCUUGGAUGGUCAUUGGCGGUUGA
Messenger RNA from Aspergillus tubingensis, 1371 nucleotides. Its product is annotated as glycoside hydrolase family 76 protein. Gene Ontology annotation, molecular function: mannan endo-1,6-alpha-mannosidase activity. The transcript is spliced from 4 exons. The record is from RefSeq and is a predicted model, not a curated record. Gene Ontology annotation, biological process: fungal-type cell wall biogenesis; carbohydrate catabolic process. The coding region runs from base 1 to 1371 and encodes 456 amino acids. Lineage: Eukaryota; Fungi; Ascomycota; Eurotiomycetes; Eurotiales; Aspergillaceae.